AUGAGCUCCGUUCGCUCAAGCGGCACCGCCAACGUCCGACCGUGGGCCCGCCAUGCCCCCAUCAACGUCGCCCGGCUCGCCCUCCUUUACGGCUUCGCGCCCGUGGUGAAGGCUAUACCCCUCUUCCACAAGGGCGCUAUUCACGCGCUCGACGAUGAGGAGCCCAAUUCGCCUGCCGAUGCGAGCCUAUGGCUGUACCUGGGCAUCGCCAUUGCCCUCGUCCUGGCCGGGGGUGUAUUUGCCGGUUUGACCAUCGCCUUGAUGGGCCAGGAUGAGAUCUACCUCCAAGUCAUCGCAUCGUCUGGGGAAGGUUCGGAGCGAAAGAAUGCAACUAGGGUGUUACGCCUGCUCAAGAGGGGUAAACACUGGGUUCUGGUGACAUUGCUGUUGAGUAACGUCAUUACCAACGAAACGCUGCCCAUCGUACUUGAUAGGUCCCUCGGUGGAGGCUGGCCUGCUGUCCUGAGCUCUACCGUCUUGAUCGUCAUCUUCGGAGAGGUCGUUCCUCAAUCGAUAUGCGUUCGCUACGGCCUGCCCAUCGGGGCUUGGAUGGCACCCGUUGUUCUCGCUCUGAUGUACGUCAUGGCGCCCGUUGCUUGGCCCACUGCGAAACUCUUGGACUAUCUGCUCGGAGAAGACCACGGGACUACAUACAAGAAAGCUGGAUUGAAGACUCUUGUCACGCUCCACAAGACGCUCGGCACCAGCCCAGACGAUCGUCUCAAUGAGGACGAAGUGACCAUCAUCUCAGCCGUAUUAGACUUGAAGGCUAAGCCUGUCGGAAACAUCAUGACACCCAUGGAUGAUGUGUUCACUAUGUCGUCCGAUACUGUGCUGGAUGAGAAGAUGAUGGAAAACAUCCUCUCUGCUGGCUACUCCCGUAUCCCGAUUCACACCCCCGAUAACCCUGACAACUUCGUUGGCAUGCUUCUUGUCAAGAUGCUCAUCACAUACGACCCCGAGGACGCUCUGCGCGUACGCGACUUUGCGUUGGCCACCCUCCCUGAAACGCGCCCGGAGACCAGCUGUUUGGACAUCAUCAACUUCUUCCAGGAAGGAAAAUCGCAUAUGGUUUUGGUCUCUGACUUCCCAGGCGACUCCUAUGGCGCUGUUGGGGUUGUGACCUUGGAAGACGUUAUCGAGGAACUCAUCGGUGAAGAGAUUAUCGACGAGUCGGAUGUGUUUGUUGAUGUUCAUAAGGCCAUUCGUCGGAUACACCCCGCGCCCCGUACACGCGUACCAAAAGGCGAGAUCCUCGCCGACCCUUCGCAGAAGCAUACCGAGGCGGUCAAGGACGGAGAGCUACAGGUUGAACAGUCCGAGAAUGGCUCUGGGAAUGGAAAGAGGCUGUCUCUUCAAGAGACUCCUACCACCAAAGCUACGACUUUCCUCCUGCGUCGCAAGAGCAGCGGGGCUGCUGGUCGCUCUUUGGACCGAGCCACGACUCGAGGCAUCCGCAGCGACGAUCCGGAAAUUAGACAGCAUCUGAAGCAUCUGGGCCCGUCCAACGUCGCCAGCCGUCCCAAGGCAACUCGCAUUGGCACUGUCAAGAUCAAACAAGGUGUCGGAGCCGGCAUUCCCAACACAAUCCCUGAGGACCGUAUGCCUCGCAGUCCGGUCAUAAGCGUCAGAUCUGCACAUGCACCCCAAGGCGGCGUGGGAGAGGGGCUGCUGGAGUCUGCAGGACGAGAGGCUAGCGAUGGAGUACACAGCGUUGCCGUGGGUUACGGAACCAUGGCCGCUGAUCGUAUGUCUUGGAAAGACGACCAUCCCAGACAACAUGCGGAUGAUGAAGAGGCGCCAGCUUCACCCAAAUCUCACCAGGUCAACGAGAACGCCGAGGAGGACCGCGGCCGCUCCAACUCCAAUUCCAAGCAGCGAUCGCAGUCCGUCAGCACCGUAGCGUCGCUCCGCCGAUCCCCAUCGCAGUCCCGCAGCCCACCAAGGAAGCGGCACACAGCCCGCAGUGGUAGUAUCUCUGAGAACAUUGUGGAAGCCAACGGCGUGAGGAAAAUCGUGCUGGAGACUACCAGUUCGAGUGAUUCGGAGACUGUGAUUGCUCAAACUGACGGUGCUCAAGAUCACAAAGAGAACGCAAACACGGAUACGGAGGGUACGCCGAAUGACUCGCAAGGCGCAAGCAGCAGCAAGAAGAAGAAUCGUAAGAAGCGAGGUAAGAAGAAGAAGGGCAAUGCGGGUGGAAGUGGGGAGAACCAGCCGCUGCUUGGUGACCACAACUGA
This is a messenger RNA of Didymosphaeria variabile, 2241 nucleotides long. It is a transcript of the gene MAM3, whose product is annotated as cell agglutination protein Mam3. Gene Ontology annotation, biological process: magnesium ion homeostasis. Gene Ontology annotation, cellular component: intracellular membrane-bounded organelle. The coding region runs from base 1 to 2241 and encodes 746 amino acids. The transcript is spliced from 5 exons. Lineage: Eukaryota; Fungi; Ascomycota; Dothideomycetes; Pleosporales; Didymosphaeriaceae. The record is from RefSeq and is a predicted model, not a curated record.